CAAUAGAAACUUCGCCACAAUUAUUUGGAUCGCUUCUCAAUUUUAUCGGUCGACCGCCGGUUGUCUUCUUGAAUCUUCUCCUUGUUCGUGAGACCUGACUGCAAUCGGGUGUUCGUGUGUAUCGGGUGUUCCGGUGUCUGAAUGACUGUGCCGGGAAAGGCGAAGUGAACCGACUGGAGGUUGAUCUGGACCGACGGCGCAUACACGACAUUACAGGAGAACAGGAUCAAUUUUCGACGCAGCGACCAUGGCGGAUGAACGCAUGAGGCAAUAUGAAGAGCAGGAGAUCAGACGCCAUAUGCCCACAAUCCGCCCUCGGACUACCACAGCGCCGUGUACUGAAUACACUGCUAAAGAGAUCCGGGUGGAGCCCAAGGACUUGACCCCUGGCGAGAUUGCCAAAAUGAAGGCCACACGGCGUGAGGAGUUGCAAGCGCAACGGCAAGCCAAUGUUAAAUUGAAGGAUGAGCUGAAAGCCCUCCGGAUUCAACUCCAGAGGUACGGGCCCAAGUCCAUGCGACAUCUCAUUCGCAGCUAUGGCGAAAGCUCCAUUGAGCCGCUCAAGAUCCUCUUCACGGGACCAAGCGGUGCGGGAGUCACGUCCGUGAUUCAUCUGAUUGAGCGUGCCCUGCGCGAUGUUGAGGGUCCAACUGACGCUCGUGCAGGCGUGCCAACGCAGUACUUCACCGAGCACCUCACCGACCUCAACUACAUACGCGCCUUUGACUGCCCACCCAUGGAGUAUGCAAACACCAGCACAAUAAUGAACACACUGAUCAGCGUCCUCAACGGCAAUGUGCUUGCCGGGGAGAAACUCGACCCAGACAAACACGGAGUGGAAGAGGAAGAUGAUCCGUAUCCGACUACUCUACGCGCUUUCCAUGACCUCUUCAAGAAAUGCCUGGCCGUUGUGUUUGUUCUUCCGUUCAACAUGCUGAUCGAUAGUGAAAAGAGGCGGAUGCUCAGUGACCGCUACGCAGAAAUAUGGCCGUACCUACACAGAAAAGGCUAUACCACUGGCUGCAUUGUCACAGGAGGUGAUCACCUGGAUGAGGAGCAUCCCCGUGCCCAACUGGAGGGUUUCGCCAAGCGGGUCUUAAACGCACCGGACAAUGACGACUUUGUCAUUGUUCUGGAGAACUACGAGACCUACUCGCCAAUCAAAGCCCUGCAAGGUGUACGCUACCCGCAAAAGGCCAACUAUGUAGAGGAGAUCCGUGCCCUCAAGUUCCUGUGGACGAUGGUGGGCCGUUGUGAAGUGAAGCUCGAAGAUCGCAUUGCAGAGGCCAAGAUCAAGGCGGAGGAUGCUCCCCAUUCCUCAGACAGCCGUGAAGGUAUUCACCCCGACACACACAUCCGCACGUUUCUGGCACAGCAGAACAAGUGGAACCAGUGGCGAAAGGCAGACCUCAUCUUCAUCUUCCAGAUCGCCGAGAUGUUCGCCGAACGCGACGUGUUCAACUUCGCAGGGCUACGUGCCUGCUAUGACGACAUGUCGGAUUUUCUUGCCGAGGGCUCCAGCAUUCCUCUUAAAAUCCGCACUGCUCUCAAGGUGGCUGUGGAGGGCAUGUCCAAGUCCGGAGCUUCUUCGGCAUAUAAAGAAAUGUAAAUUCAUGCAAGAAUCGUCAUUAGAGCCGUCCACUUUCCUGCAGUUGUCUUUUUUAAGUCUUACCAAAUAGCUGGUAUUGGAUGGGAUUCCUUUUUCAGCACUUUUUGCAUGUGUAUUCGUACCAAUUUACCCCAAACCCUGUAGAAAUGUGUAAUUACCGCCACGAAGGCAUGAACCUAUCUCAAGUAUGCUAUUUUUGUUUCAUAUUGAUGACAGUUGCCGCUUGGGUUUUUUUCUUCUUUUCUUUUCUACAGACAGUGAGAUAGUAAUUCGACUUUAUUUACUGCACCUCACCUGUACCUUUCUCUGUUCACGAUGGCGUGUUAGUAAAAUUGUUUAGACCGUUUUCGCGCAAUUUCACUUCGAAUCUAUGCACUUUUGGUAUGGCAUUUCUCCGCUGUUUCCCUCUGUUUCUCGUCUUUCAAAUUUGUUUCGGUUCUUCCUGUUUUGCUUGCUGCGUUUUGCUAAGGAUUUGCCGAACGCAUUCACGUGCAAUUUCCGCUUUCCGCUAUCCGCUUCUCAUUUCCACUUUUACUAAUUUUUGUGUACCCACUUACAAGUAUAUGUAUGUACGUGACAUGUACAUGCACAUGUAUAUACGUGACAUGUAUAUAAAUUAUACAUGUACAUGUACCCAAUGCUGUAGACACGUAUAUACGUGACAUGUACACACACAGAACUGUAAUACAUUGUAUGGCCACUCCUGUGGAAGACUUUUAAAAAUCCUGAUCUUCUGCUGGUCACUUUCCCCGGACUUUCUCCUUUUUCAAAAAAUAAUAGCAGUGGCGAUGUGGGGGCUUGGCAAUGGCCUUUGCUUCUUUGAAGACUGGAGUGGAAAGUACUGUUCUAUCCCAGCCGCUGCCUGGUUU
Sycon ciliatum is the source of this 2478-nucleotide messenger RNA. RefSeq lists its product as uncharacterized. NCBI's taxonomy places the organism in Eukaryota, Metazoa, Porifera, Calcarea, Leucosolenida, Sycettidae. Bases 248 to 1609 code for a protein of 453 amino acids. The transcript is spliced from 6 exons. The record is from RefSeq and is a predicted model, not a curated record.